AUGUAUACCCAUGUACUCCCAGUAUACCCUGUAUACCCAUGUAUACCCCAGUAUACCCAUGUAUACCCAUGUACCCCAGUAUACCCUGUAUACCCCCAUGUAUACCCAUGUAUACCCAUGUAUGCCCAUGUAUACCCAUGUAUACCCUGUAUACCCUGUAUACCCUGUAUACCCUGUAUACCCCCAUGUAUACCCUGUAUACCCACCCUGUAUACCCUGUAUACCCUGUAUACCCUGUAUACCCUGUAUACCCAUGUAUACCCAUGUAUACCCAUGUAUACUCCCAUGUAUACCCUGUAUGCCUGUAUACCCUGUAUACCCUGUAUACCCCUGUAUACCCUGUAUACCCAUGUAUACCCAUGUACCCUGUAUACCCUGUAUACCCUGUACCCUGUAUACCCAUGUAUACCCAUGUAUAUGUACCCCAGUAUACCCAUGUAUACCCUGUAUACCCAUGUAUACCCAUGUAUACCCUGUAUGUACCCCAUGUACCCUGUAUACCCAUGUAUGCCCCAUGUAUACCCUGUAUACCCUGUAUACCCAUGUAUACCCUGUAUACCCAUGUAUGCCCAGUGUAUACCCUGUAUACCCAUGUAUACCCCUGUAUACCCAUGUAUACCCAUGUAUACCCAUGUAUACCCUGUAUACCCUGUAUACCCUGUAUACCCUGUAUACCCAUGUAUACCCUGUAUACCCAUGUAUACCCCUGUAUACCCUGUAUACCCAUGUAUACCCUGUAUACCCUGUAUACCCAUGUAUACCCCAGUAUACCCUGUAUACCUUGUAUACCCUGUAUACCCUGUAUACCCAUAUAUGUACCCCCAUACCCUGUAUACCCUGUAUACCCUGUAUACCCUACCCAGUAUACCCUGUAUACCCUGUAUACCCUGUAUACCCAUGUAUACCCUUGUAUACCCAUGUAUACCCAUGUAUACCCAUGUAUACCCAUGUAUACCUUGUAUACCCUGUAUACCCUGUAUACCCUGUAUACCCAUAUACCCAUGUAUACCCAGUAUACCCUGUAUACCCUGUAUACCCUGUAUACCCAUGUAUACCCAUGUAUACCUUGUAUACCCUGUAUACCCUGUAUACCCAUGUAUACCCAUGUAUACCCUGUAUACCCAGUAUACCCUGUAUACCCUGUAUACCCUGUAUACCCUGUAUACCCAUGUAUACCCUGUACCCUGUAUACCCUGUAUACCCUGUAUAUACCCUGUACCCUAUACCCUGUAUACCCUGUAUACCCAUGUAUAUACCCUGUAUACCCUGUAUGUAUAUACAUGUAUACCCUGUAUACCCAUGUAUAUACCCUGUAUACCCUGUAUACCCUGUAUACCCUGUAUACCCAUGUAUACCCAUGUAUACCCUGUAUACCCAUGUAUACCCUGUAUACCCAUGUAUACCCUGUAUACCCAUGUACCCUGUAUACCCAUGUAUACCCUGUAUACCCAGUAUAUGUAUACCCUGUAUACCCUGUAUACCCUACCCUGUAUACCCUGUAUACCAUGUAUACCCUGUAUACCCUGUAUACCCUGUAUACCCCAUGUAUACCCUGUAUACCUGUAUACCCAUGUAUACCCUGUAUACCCUGUAUACCCUGUAUACCCUGUAUACCCUGUAUACCCUGUAUACCCAUGUAUACCCUGUAUACCCAUGUAUACCCUGUAUACCCCUUGUAUACCCUGUAUACCCUGUAUACCCAUGUAUACCCAUGUAUGUAUACCCUUGUAUACCUCUGUAUACCCUGUAUACCCUGUAUACCUUGUAUACCCUGUAUACCCUGUAUACCCAUGUAUAACUAUGUACUCCCAGUAUACCCUGUAUACCCAUGUAUACCCUGUAUACCCUGCAUACCUUGUAUACCUUGUAUACUCUGUAUACCCUGUAUACCCAUGUAUACCCAUGUACUCCCAGUAUACCCUGUAUACCCUGUAUACCCUGUAUACCCUGUAUACCCAUGUAUACCCUGUAUACCCUGUAUACCCAUGUAUACCCUGUAUACCUAUGUAUACCCGGUAUACCCGGUAUACCCUGUAUACCCUGUAUACCCUGUAUACCCUGUAUACCCCUGUAUACCCAUGUAUACCCUGUUUACCCUGUAUACUCAUGUAUACCCUGUAUACCCAUGUAUACCCUGUAUACCCUGUAUACCUUGUAUACCUUGUAUACCCUGUAUACCCUGUAUACCCCUGUAUACCCAUGUACUCCCAGUAUACCCUGUAUACCCUGUAUACCUUGUAUACCCUGUAUACCCUGUAUACCCUGUAUACCCUGUAUACUCA
This is a messenger RNA of Porites lobata, 2282 nucleotides long. The record is from the annotation of a GenBank genome assembly. NCBI's taxonomy places the organism in Eukaryota, Metazoa, Cnidaria, Anthozoa, Scleractinia, Poritidae.